This is a messenger RNA of Desarmillaria tabescens, 2217 nucleotides long. Its product is annotated as fungal-specific transcription factor domain-containing protein. The transcript has 14 exons. The annotation marks the transcript as partial. The record is from RefSeq and is a predicted model, not a curated record. Gene Ontology annotation, molecular function: zinc ion binding; transcription cis-regulatory region binding; DNA-binding transcription factor activity, RNA polymerase II-specific. Gene Ontology annotation, cellular component: nucleus. NCBI's taxonomy places the organism in Eukaryota, Fungi, Basidiomycota, Agaricomycetes, Agaricales, Physalacriaceae. Gene Ontology annotation, biological process: regulation of DNA-templated transcription; DNA-templated transcription.
GUUGAUAAUACUCUCUUCCAUUUUUUUGGUCGCGAGCACAGUAGCCAGGAAUCUGACGAGCAGCAGCCGGAGGCUGAAUCCUCUCGUCGAAAUUCUCGCGUCUCUUAUAACAAAGCGUACGUUUCUAAUAUCUCCGGUGCUUGCGUUCAUUGCAAGUCGUUGAAGGUUCGAUGUGAAUUCAACUCAGGCGAAACAGCCUGUCAAAGGUGCCAAGCUGGGAACUAUGAGUGCGUCCCUCGAACGCGUAAGAAACGGAAACCUGCCCCCACCCACGAGGAUCUGCAGGCGAGAGCAGUCAGCCAAGAUCACCAAAUUCAGGCCUUGCUUCUGCAGUUCGACAAACUCAAGGCUGACAAUAGAAUCCGGGAUCGGAUGUCUCGGGCGCAUGUGGAUUACCUCGCAGCAAACCGCACGUCUGACCUCAGCAUCGUCGAAGAAGGAUAUUUAAUCUCUAAAACACCUUUCACCGAAGUACACGGACAGAAACACGAGAUAGCUCACUCAGCACCUCCCGAUAUCGUCAAGUACUGCUGCCUUACACCGGAUGAUAUUCGGACGCUGUUUAAUCUCUAUUUCGAGAGAAUUAAUCCCUUUUUCUCCAUUCUCGACCCAGAGCUUCAUACUCCCGAGUCGCUGAUAUGGACUAGCCCAUUUCUUUUCACCGUUAUUUGUGCUACCGCUUCUCGUUAUCACCACUUACAACCAGAGUUAUAUUACCUAGCUCAAGAUUUUGCGCGCGACGCAGCCGGAAAGUCUUUGGUAGAUGGCACUAAGAGUGUCGAUAUAUGUCAAGCCUACCUCAUAAUGGCCGUUUAUGCUGCUCCUAGGAAGAAGUGGGAAGAAGAUCGCCGAUGGCUGUUGAUGGGUGUAGCCAUACGCAUGGCCUUAGAAUUAGGGCUUAAUAAACCUCCACCGCCACGGUGUAGUGAGCGCGAGUCUAUGAACAGGACCAGAACAUGGCUUAAUUGCUUCUGCGCUGACGGUUCACAUUCCAUACAGUUCGGGAAAAUUCCAAUGAUUAGUUUAGACGAUCAUAUGGCCGUGCACUCUGAGGGCUGGUACAAGGCUUCACGCGGAAAUUUACCUUUCGAUGUUCACCUUUGCGCUUACGUGCAAAUAAUUGUGAUCAUGGCUCAAUGGCGUAAACGCAUUGGCGAAGGAAAUCUACGACAACGGAUCCGCGAUGGCUUCGAUAUUGUUGCAGCCGCCAUAGAGACAGAAGAAAGUCUUGAGCAAGAAUUACGUCGCUGGGUUAGUCGCUACGACGAGGAGUACAGUUAUAAUCCCCUCCAGAUAUGCGCCUAUCGUGGGAGCACUACCCAUAUGAUUACCGCGUACCUGAGAUUAGUGGUCUUAGCUGUUGGUUUUCAGCAUGCUGCAAAAUCUGGACUCUCUCGAGACUCAGAGGUGCUAACACGGUCCAUUGAUGCUGCACGAUCUGUCAUUCAGAUAACGGUGGAACGACUUUAUCCUACCGGACAUCUGCGCUAUGCGAUGGAAGCGAACUUCGUUUAUGUUUCUUUUGCAGCAGCUUACCUGGUUAAUCUUCUAAGAGCCAAGUUUUUGCCGCUCCUCUCGCAAGAAGUUCAAGAAGAAAUUAUAUACAGCGUCAAUAAACUCAUCAGAGUUUUGGCGUCUGAUAAAGUGGCCCUGGACGGCCGUCAUACUCCUGCUUUAUAUUCCCGGUUCUUAGCCAACUUAAUGGCAAAAAACAUCCCCCACCUUCGCACCCCAGCCUACCCCGAAUCUGAUCAUAAUUUAGAAUUAUCGUAUGGCGGUGGGGAUUUUCAAGUCCUGCCGCAGAAUGAAUUUUCUUGGCCCGAUACCCGGUAUUCAGAGUCUCCUCCGGGCGCUAAUACAGAGUCGGGGGACACCGUAUCUCAUCGUACCCGCGAAACGGAUAUGGAUUUUAGUUUGGGCAAUUUUGGUAUGGCCAAUCGACUUUCAUCAUACGCAAUUGAUGCUGAUCUACAGUUCCCAAUGUCAGUGAGGGCAGUAUCUCAAGAUGUUCCUAUAACGACAUAUGACACAGAAAGUUGGCAGACUUCCUGGGGUGGGUCAAGCUGGGCGACGCAAGAAACUGCGCUUUACAAUAACUGGUCUCAGUUUAGUAGCCCGGGCUGGAGACAUUGAUUGUUUCCGGCGUAAUUUCACAUCGUUAUAUUUCUCCGUUGUGUGUGUGCACUUAGCACUGUAUAUUACUGUUGCAGGUCUGCU